Molecule: messenger RNA, 663 nt
Organism: Symbiodinium sp. CCMP2592
Lineage: Eukaryota; Dinophyceae; Suessiales; Symbiodiniaceae
Source: the annotation of a GenBank genome assembly
GUUAACGACCUGGAGGGACAUGUCUGGCAGCGGGAGGAGAAACUGGCUGAGAAGCGCGAGAGCUUCCUCCAGGAGGAGCUUUCUGUGGCAUCUGCCCUGCAGGCCCUUGAGGUCGCGCAGAUCCGGGCAGGUGAACUCCAGGCUGCCAAUGCCGCGCAUGACCGUGAGGUGCAACAGCAACAGCGUCAGCUGGUACGGACGAAGCAGCGCUUGGAGAAGCGUCUCGAGCGAGUGGAAAGGGAGCGUGCCAGCUUCGUGGAAGAGCGGACGGCGCUGACGGAGCUCGAGGAGUCGGAGCAGGGCAAGACACCCCCGAUCUCCUCCGAGGCACUCCGUGCCAAGGUGGCAGAGCGUCGAGAGGCGCUAGAAGUGGCGCGCGAGCAGCUUGAGGCCCUUCGCGCGGAGGUGAGGGCUUGGCAGACACGCCUGGAGCCGCUGCGCAGAGAAAUGCAAACCAAGGAGGCGGACCUCGACGAGCGUCAGAGCCUCAUUCAGCGCCGGCGCGCGGCGCUGCAGCAGCGGGAGGAGCGCCUGCAACUCCUGACAUCGGAGCUAGCGGAGGCUCACGAGACGGAGGCGGAGUCGCGCAAGACAAGCGCUGAGAAGGAGAAGCGACUGGAAGAGAUUUGGGAGCAGAUCUACCAGCGCCAGUCGGUUCUCGAG